Botrytis porri is the source of this 1083-nucleotide messenger RNA. RefSeq lists its product as uncharacterized. The record is from RefSeq and is a predicted model, not a curated record. The transcript is spliced from 2 exons. Lineage: Eukaryota; Fungi; Ascomycota; Leotiomycetes; Helotiales; Sclerotiniaceae. Bases 1 to 1083 code for a protein of 360 amino acids.
AUGGAGCAUGAUGGCACCAACAUCGAAUACUCCCACCAUGAAGCCAAACAGUCAAUUAUUACACCGCGAGAAGACUCAAUUGAAAAGAUGGAGCCCUCUACGAAGCUAGCCGCUGAACAAGUUUCUUCCACAACAUCAGGAGUACAAAGACCAUCUACAAAGUCUGAAGCCGAACCCAGAUCCGACAACGCAUCACUAUCCGCUUCUCCAAGUAUUGCCAGUCGUGUACAAGUUUCGUAUGCAGAAAAAAAUCUAGAAGCAGGGGAUAAGACUGAAAAUGCUUUAUACUCAACUUCUAAUGCGGUUCGGGAACCCCAAGGGCCACCGUGUGGUGCUAGAAACAUGGGUUUAGGUCCCACCAAUUCGAUUAAUUUCUACAAGUUGCCCGCAGAGAUUCAAUGCAUGAUAAUUAAAGGAUGUAUCCCGAAACGCAAUCAUAUUCGUCUGUUCUCAGUCAGCCUGGAUCUCAAUAAUCAAAUACUACUUAAAGAGGAGAUUGACCGGAAACAUACAUCGUUUUUGUUUGUCUCAAGGGCAAUUCGUAAAAUUUAUCUACACCAUCUGCCAGUAGUUCUACCAUCUCUCGACAAGAACAUCCCAGUAUGUAUUCACCAAGACACGACUGUCAUUCUCAGGAUGGAACAGCCAGAUCGUAGUAGCAUUAGGAUAUGCUACAGAGGGAAAAUUCCAGCAUGUUUCAGUGAGAUUCGGUACCUUGCUGUUCCCCUAAACUUAUUCUCCUUCUUUAACAUUACAGCUGAUGUGUGUAGUCGCGGUGAAAGAAUACAAGAGCUUGCGGUAGCUCAUAACAUUAGUUUCUUGAGCAGACUGAUCUUUGCCUGUCCCAACCUGCGUUCUUUAACCGCUGUUCAGCUUAAUACAACAGAGAAAUGGCAUCUUAGAGGACUGAAUGAUCCGGAUAGUCUAGUUGUUCCAGAAGUAUUCUCCUCUUUACUCAGAUGGAACCUUGAAUCUCUGGCCAAUUUCCUCAACUUGCAACGAACGAUGACCGGUUAUCGGAGCAAAGAGCUAGCAUGCCGUGUUAUGGUUUUUACCUUGGGCAGCUGGGUGACAGUACAGUGA